CAUUGUGAUUGAUACAAGCAGUUUUGCAAGGAAAAAAUCGGGGCGAAUUAAUAUAAAUUUAUAAAUUCGAGUAGGGUGAAAAGAUUGUUAGAAUAUCUGCUUACGUUAGAGACCUAUAACUCUUCGUCAUUUACUACGGCCUUUAUUAGUAAUGUCUUCCAGUGCCGGCAUCAGUGACGCUUUGUCCACUCAGAAUUUGGAGCUUCCUCCAUUACGAAGUUUGGAUGACUUUGUAUUGGGUUCUGCUCGAUUUCAGUUACCAAAUAUAAAAGAUUUGGAGAAAUGGGGCAAUCGUGUAGUAAAAAAUUUGCUAUAUUAUCAAACCAACUAUUUUCUUUUGUUUCUGGGAAUUUAUGGCGUAAUGAUAAUAGUAAAUCCAAUAAAAAUAAUUUGGGGUCUGAUUGUAGAAGCAAUGAUAAUUGCUGUGGUGGUGCGGUUCUUUUUGAAGAGGACUGACUUAAAAUUUAAAUUUAUUGUCAGCUGGUCCACUGCUACAGAGGAGAAUCCGCAGCAAAAAUGGUACUUUUUGGCGAGCGUCCUGUUAUGUGGCUACCUUCUUCUGUAUUGGUUAAAUGCUAUUUUAUUAUCAAGUUUUGCGUUGCUUCUUCCUAUAUCAU
Rhagoletis pomonella (apple maggot) is the source of this 617-nucleotide messenger RNA. RefSeq names its product PRA1 family protein 3. Gene Ontology annotation, cellular component: membrane. Lineage: Eukaryota; Metazoa; Arthropoda; Insecta; Diptera; Tephritidae. The record is from RefSeq and is a predicted model, not a curated record.